Molecule: messenger RNA, 1425 nt
Organism: Exaiptasia diaphana
Lineage: Eukaryota; Metazoa; Cnidaria; Anthozoa; Actiniaria; Aiptasiidae
Product: hydroxysteroid dehydrogenase-like protein 2
Cellular component (GO): mitochondrion
Source: RefSeq, a predicted model, not a curated record
UGGAGGAAGCUGGAGGAAAGUGUCUUCCCUGCAUUGUUGAUAUCAGAGAUGAAAAAGCAGUUUACAAUGCUGUAGAAGAAGGAGUGACAAAAUUUGGAACCAUUGAUAUUUUGGUGAACAAUGCAAGUGCUAUCAGUUUGACAGGAACGUUAGAAACACCAAUGAAAAAAUAUGACCUUAUGAACAAUAUCAAUGGAAGAGGAACCUAUUUAUGUUCUCAGGCCUGUGCACCAUACUUGAAGAAAGGCAAAAAUUCCCACAUAUUGAAUAUCAGUCCACCUUUAAACAUGAAUCCUGUUUGGUUCAAGAAUCAUGUUGCAUACACCAUGGCUAAAUAUGGCAUGUCUAUGUGCGUUCUGGGGAUGGCCGAGGAGUUCAAAGAUGAUGGAGUAGCCGUGAAUGCACUAUGGCCAAAAACUGCUAUUGCCACAGCAGCAAUGAAGAUGCUUGGUGGAGAAGACGCAAUAAAGCAAUGCCGUACAUCGGACAUCAUGGCUGAUGCUGCUUAUGUUGUAUUAACACGUGACAGUCGUUCAUAUACCGGACAGUUCUUGAUUGACGAGGACGUACUGAAAGAUGUCGGUGUGAAUGACUUUGAGAAAUAUUCAUGUGUUCCUGGAAGUAAACUUCUGCCUGACUUCUUUCUCGACGAAGCGAACCCAGAGGUUCUUCUCAAGGAUCACCAAAAGAUGUCAAAGCAAGAAGCAGCGGGCAGUACACCCUCGGGAAGUGUAGCCAAAGUCUUUGACACUAUCAAUGCAUUGUGCGAUGAAGAUCUGGUUAAGACCAUCAAUGGAGUGUUUCAGUUUGACGUUUCUGGGACGGAUGCAGGACUGUGGUAUCUUGAUUUAAAGAACGGUUCAGGUAUGGCAGGGCAUGGUUCUUAUCCUGGAGGUCAAGCCCAGUGUACAAUGUCAAUGGAUUGUGAAGACUUUAUAAAGAUGUUCGGAGGAAAACUUAACCCCACUCAAGCAUUCAUGUCGGGAAAACUGAAAAUCAAAGGAGAUAUGAUGCUAGCAAUGAAACUUGAAAAAUUGAUGGGAAAAAUGAAGUCAAAGUUAUAAAGAUAUGAAAUUCAUAGGUCUUAAACAUGCACUUUCAGGAAUUUUCUGAGUUGGAUUUCUGAGGUGUCCUGUGAAAUUCUCCACAAAAAUUUUUUUUUAUAACUUUCCGUAAGAGUGUCUGCAUUUUGAUGAGCCACUGGUGACUAAAAUAUUUUGAGAUUAUCUAUACUGAAUGAAUUUAAAACUUAAUUAUCGAAACAUUUUUAAUUCAAAGCACUGCACCUUUGAAAUAUUACAAAGUUUAACAGUAUUAUGUGUAUGUACUUGCAUUCUCCUUCAUAGAUGUCAAAACAUCACUUGUCUGUAGAAACGUUCAAAUAAAAUCAAAUCUGAUUAUAAUAUUAAAGUUGACUUAAAAAAA